This is a messenger RNA of Bombyx mori (domestic silkworm), 1892 nucleotides long. RefSeq names its product Rab7 protein (gene Rab7). Gene Ontology annotation, molecular function: GTP binding; GTPase activity. Lineage: Eukaryota; Metazoa; Arthropoda; Insecta; Lepidoptera; Bombycidae. Gene Ontology annotation, biological process: phagosome-lysosome fusion; endosome to lysosome transport. The record is from RefSeq and is marked provisional. Gene Ontology annotation, cellular component: late endosome; lysosome; phagocytic vesicle.
UUCGUUUGAUGUCAAAAGUGCAGACAAAGAGUGUGAUUAAAUUGUAUUUUUCAUCAUUGUGUAAAAAUUGUUGUGCAAAAUGUCUUCACGGAAAAAGCUCCUGCUAAAGGUAAUUAUCCUGGGUGACAGCGGUGUUGGAAAAACAUCUCUGAUGAAUCAGUUUGUCAACAAAAAAUUUUCCAACCAGUACAAGGCGACAAUAGGUGCAGAUUUUCUCACAAAAGAAGUAAUCGUUGACGAUAGAAUCGUUACGAUGCAAAUAUGGGAUACUGCUGGCCAAGAACGGUUCCAAUCGCUUGGAGUAGCUUUCUAUCGUGGGGCGGAUUGCUGCGUAUUAGUUUUUGACGUAACUGCCCCCAACACGUUUAAGUCCUUAGAGAGUUGGAGAGACGAAUUCCUGAUACAGGCAUCACCUCGUGACCCUGAUAAUUUCCCCUUCGUAAUAUUGGGAAACAAAGUCGACUUGGAUAAUCGUGCCGUUUCUGUCAAACGUGGUCAACAAUGGUGCCAGAGCAAGAACGACAUCCCGUAUUUUGAGACAAGUGCCAAAGAAGCUGUCAAUGUAGAGCUAGCUUUUCAAACAAUAGCACGCAACGCAUUGGCACAAGAAACCGAAGCUGAACUCUACAAUGAAUUCCCCGACCAAAUCAAACUGAAUGCUAAUGACAAUGGAAGAAACAGGGACGGUGACAACUGUGCUUGCUAGACCACUGCUACUGCUUCAGCCAUGGUUUUUAAAAUGUUUCUGGUUUUUAUAUCCAUAAAUACAUAGUGUAACACUAAGUAACUUGUGUUUUAUGGAUCAUGUAAAAAUGUAUAGAAUCUAUAAGUACAUUUUAAUUUGAAUUUUUUAUCAUGCACCUAAUUAUGUUGUCAAAAUGAUGCACUGGUAAUUUUUUAUUCUGUUCCGGUAAUCUGUAAACAUGUAAAAAAAUGAGAAUUGAUGUUGACUUAAAUACCUAUGCCACCUUUUUCUACAAUUCAAUUUUAAAACAGUUGAAUAAACAAUCCAAAUGAAAAGAAUAUUAAAUUUAAAUGUACCAUUUCUGUUUGUGUAUCAAUUUUAUUUAUCUGUCAACAUUAGUUAUAUGAUGCUAAAUUUGUUGUCCUUGACUCUAAAACUUUGAUUACUCUGAAUUUAUCUAUAGGCAUAUCUCAUUUUUAUUCUAAUAUUGUGAUAUACAUACUUAUUUUAAUUACUUUAUAGAUAAAUGAUAUUUAGCAAUCAUAGUACUAUAGUUUUGAGGAUAAUAUUAUAACUAGAAGGAGAGCAUCUUGUGUCACCAUUGUUAAAUUCUGUGAAACUGGAGUAGUCUAUCUUAAUCUAUAUACUGCAUAGUAUAAACACAUGUAGCAUGAAUAUUUCUGUAUGUAUAUAUUUGGAAUUUAAAUAUUAGUUCUAAGUAGUUAAUGAUAACAUUACUCAGCUUAUAACAGUUGUGUUUUAUGAUCAAAGAGCAACAGGAAAUAAGAUCAUAUUACGGUGACACAACAAAGUUAUAGUAAGGUCAUGACACAUAAAUAUAGAUUACUUUCAAUUCAAAUCAUUUUCUUCCUUGACUAGUCUGUGAUUAUCAUCUGCAAUAUGGAUCCUUCCAAUAUUAUUUGAUAACCUUUAUAUGCAAAUAAUUAAUCACAUUUUUAGCUUAAAUGUUUCAGCCAAAUUUUCAGCCUCAAGCUUAAUUAAAGGCUUUUAAGCAUCAUGACCUUGCAUUUUAUAAGAAAGUAUUAUGUGAAAAAACUCACGUAAAUUGCAAGUGUUCUAUUAAUUAAUACAUAAAAUGCGUAAAUUAAGAGUUAGUUUUAAUGGAAGGUAACUAAAAUUAACAUAUAAUAUUAUGCUGUAAUAAUGGUUGCUUUUAAUUUUAUAUCAAUAAAUAAACCAAUAUAAA